AUUUCCUGUCGCGCAUGCGCGAAGUCGACUUUAAUGCUGUUGACAAAUAUUGUGGGAGGAUCCAAACCUCGGUGCUCGUGAACGUUCCCCACAGCGUGGGUGUGCCAGCGAGUAAAGGCGGGCUCCUCGUCCAGGACUAUCGACAGAAAUGAAGAAUCAACAAAAAAGCCCUGAUCCAGAUGGUAGUAUUACUGUCAAUGAGGAAGGUUCAGUGGCCACUGCAGAGGACCCAGCAGCAAUUGCAGCCAUUCAGUCUGCCUCAACAUUCACAGAUCAACCCAUCAAAUACUUAUUUAAGACAGAAGGAGGAGGUGGACAGGUGACUUACAGAGUUAUUCAGGUGUCGGACGGACAAUUAGAAGGUCAGACAGAUGGAGCUGCAGCAGUGAGUCUGGUCACUGGUUUUCCUGCAACUACUCAGGCUGUCACGCAGGCUGUGUUCUCCCAGUCAGAAGGGCUCGAGGGAGAUAGCAGCACUGAGACACAGUACACGUACUAUCCUGCUACCAUUGCUGAUGCCACAACAGGAACCAUGGUGACCACAGUGCAAGCAUCUGACACGUUGCUCAGCCAGACCACACCCACAGGGCAACUCUAUGUGAUGAUGUCACCCCAGGAGGUUUUGACAGGAUCCAGUCAAAGGACAAUCGCACCUCGAACUCAACCAUACAUAGCAAAACAAGAGGCUCCUCGGGGUUCCAGGGAUGAGAAACGACGUGCGCAGCACAACGAAGUUGAACGCAGACGUCGGGACAAAAUCAAUAACUGGAUUGUGCAGCUGUCAAAGACAAUACCAGAUUGUAACAUAGAUUAUACCAAGACGGGACAGAGUAAGGGGGGGAUUUUGUCCAAAGCGUGUGACUACAUCAAGGAACUUCGACAGAGCAACCUUAAAUUGGGGGAAGAUCUCAGCACACUAGAUCGACUUAGGAUUGAUAAUCAGCUUCUCCGACAGGAGGUAGAAGACUGGAAAUCCAAGAAUCAGAUCCUGAGGAAUGUGUUACGUCAGCAUGGCAUUGUAGGAUCAUCAAGCACGGACCCACAGUGAAACGCCUUUUUGGAAUACUUUUCUUUGAAAACAUCCGCACACAGGGCAAAACAGUACUUGAAAUGCUUUGACUGAGACCUGUGAGACUUGUCAAGCAUGCAUGAUAUGUAGAGAAAUAACGGAAUAUUGUGCAAAAUAUUCAACGCAGUGUCAGAAACCUACACCUUAUAAUAUUUCUAAGGUUUAAAAACUACUUAUUUUAAGCCAAUCACAAUUGGAUUGCAUUUGUAAGAGGAAAAAAAUGUUCUUCGAAUACCUCGCUCUUCCAGAUGUUAUCUCAACAGUCAGUGUAGAAAACUCUGACAUGAGCAACUAAUGCUACGUCUUACAUUAUGUUCCUUGAGGUCACAGCAAUCGCACUUCAAACGGAGACGAAUGUGGCACAACAUUGUCUUUUUGGUGGCUUUCUCUGUUAGGCAAAAGCCAUUGUAGACAUGUAAUGCACUUAAAAGGUGAUUUGUCCCCUUCAACUUUUUUACUUAUCACUCAAAUCGGUUGCACAUACUGUAUAUGUUAUAAUGAGACAGGAAAAUUCAUUUCUAGUUUUAGUGCUCCAAAGCAUCCUGAUUGCCACGAUUCCUAUCUAGAAAGUUUUAGCAGAAUGGGAAAGAAUGUGUCAUACCUUGCUUGAUUAAAAUUUCAGUAAUGUGAGGGAGCCCAUCAGAACGUGACUGGCUGGAAAGCAUCUGUGGUAGACGGUACAUCUUUUAGACUCUUGGCUCUUUUUUUGUUCCGCGCUCCAAGCAACAAAGAGCUAUUAUAGACUGGCUAUUUGUAAUUUGGUGAACACCCACAAGCAGGUGUAUUUGAAAGCGGGAGGUUUGAACUGCUGUGGGCCUGAAACAAUUGCCGCCAAUCACAGCUGCACCAUGUAUUCCCUUUUUAAAGGUAGCUAACUCACAUUUUUCAUGGAAACAAGUCUGCAGAAAGGUCGUCUGGAGAUCACUGCUUUUGACUUGGAUAUGUCUGCAAAGCUCUUGUAAAUUAUGUACCCCAGCUCCCAAUUCUCAAGCCAGGGCUUAGUUAAUGUUUUGCCCAAAUGCAAAAUGUAUUUGUUUUUGGGGUUUUUUUCGUGCAAAGCGAACAGUGCAAUUCACUAUUUAAGAAAAAAAAUUUUUUAAUCAAUCUGUCCUCAUUCGUAUGUCGAUAUAAAUGGGAUGUCUGAUGUGAAUACAGUAUAGACACUGAGGUCGCGCUCAUAUGUCCUAUGUGUCAUUGACGUUCGUUCACCAAAACAGACUAACACUAGCACUAAUAGCAAGGUGGGAUGGAAAAAUACAAAUACAAAGAAAUCCGUGUCAAAAACAAUAGACUUUGGAAUUUAUGCUCCCAUCCCUGGAACAAACUCAGCAGCUGCCUCAGUCUAAAACAAGCUCUUUUGGAAGACCUCAGUCUGUUGAAGCAGCACACAAUUCUUGAAAUUGCCACAAGUUCAUCCGUACUUAGACCUACCUACGGUCCAUAUUUACUUCUGUCGACCGAUUGUGCUACAUCAUGUCAUUCUGUGCGCUGGAAUAUAGAUUUAGCAUUGUGUUGCUAAAACAUUAACAGAUCAGAUUUAACUGAAAAUGGGAAUUGAGCAUUAUGCCAAGCAGUGUGAGGGGAGCCUUAUUAGACAAGUGCAAGGCAAAUCUAACAACCGCCACCCGCAGCCAAGCAAACCCAAAUGGCUUUUGAGGUAAAGAUUGAUGACCUCCACCUUUAGGCCAACUUUUUGCAACCAAAUUGUAUAUCUUGAAGGACACAUCCUCGCUACAUAGGAACGCUCAAUUAAACACAGAGCAAAAUCCCAAACAGGUGCAGCGAAUCUUAUACAAAAAUCAAGAUGAAUAGAUUUUUUAACACAGUGCAGCAGUCUAACCUUGAACCCCUGAGACUCAAAUGCUUUUACUCACAGCCUGUCACAAAAACAUUGGUACUGGCUGUGAGGAAACUUUGUAAGACUGAAAAAAAACAGGCAGAAAAUGUUCAAAAUCCCGUGGAAACCAUGGAUGCUGGGAACACAGUUUAAACGUAGCCCAACUACUUAUUAUCCAAGUUUUAUUUAUAUGCUCACAAUGUUGUCUCCAAAUAAUGUAUUUUUGCAUCAUUUAUUUACAUUGCUUUGCAACACCCUUCUGAGUUUAUAUUUUGUAUUAUUAUUUUCCCAUGCUGUUUUAUUAGCCUCACCUUGGAUUGUAAUUACAUUGUAACAAUGUAACAAAAUACAUGCAACUGAGGACAGUUAAGUCUUGAUAAUGUUAGUAGACGACAAUAAAUGUAUGUCACGUUACCUUUGUAUAUUAAAUUUGCUUUGUAAAUUAAAUCAACAUAGAGUACUGUAUUUUGAAAGGCCGUUUUAUUUUGUAGUUUGUGUAUGGAGGUAGAUUUGUGUCUUAUUCAAUCAAAAAAAAAGUUGCUUCCAUCAAAAUAUAUAUAUUCAAUCAAAAAAGUCACUUCAAUCAUAAAAAAAAUGUGUUUGCAAAAAUAAAUUUGAGACUUAAAAAAGCAUUUGAUAACUUUUUCUUUGAAUUAUUUAAGUGUUUUUUUUAAAUUUAUUUAAACUUUUUUGAUUGAAGUACUGUUAAAAAAAGUGACUUCAAAACUUUUUCAAUAAAAAAAAGUUUAAAAUAAAAACUUUUUUUUUUUUUUUUUUAAAUAUUUUUAGGGGACGGCAAUUUUAUUUUUGCAUAUGAAUUUUUUUGAGUGAAAAUAUUUUUGAUUGAACCAACUUUUUGGGGAUUAAAUGAUUUAGACACAAAUGUCAUAUCCAUAAUAUGGGCCAAACACAAAAAGGAUUGUGUCAUUCAAAGAAAACAUUUUCAUUGAAAACCUUAAGUGUUCAAAUACAUUUGUUUUAGUCUCAAAUAUUUUUUAUCAUUCAAAAACUUUUUUCUAUGAUUGAAAAGUUUCAUUGAAGUGAUUCUUCUGUUCAAAAUAUUUUUUUUUGUUUGAAGCAACUUAUUUUUUGAUUGAAUAAUAAAGACACAAAUCUCCCAAAAUGUAGCCCAAAUGCAUAACAUUACUUCAAUCAAAAAAAUAGUUUUUGAUUAAAAAAACUUCACUUAAAUAAAAAUAAAAAAUA
Messenger RNA from Corythoichthys intestinalis (scribbled pipefish), 4112 nucleotides. RefSeq names its product upstream transcription factor 1 (gene usf1). The coding region runs from base 149 to 1048 and encodes 299 amino acids. Gene Ontology annotation, molecular function: protein dimerization activity; RNA polymerase II cis-regulatory region sequence-specific DNA binding; DNA-binding transcription factor activity, RNA polymerase II-specific. The record is from RefSeq and is a predicted model, not a curated record. Gene Ontology annotation, biological process: regulation of transcription by RNA polymerase II. Lineage: Eukaryota; Metazoa; Chordata; Actinopteri; Syngnathiformes; Syngnathidae. The transcript is spliced from 11 exons.